AAUAGGGAGAGAAAACGAAAAAGAGAGAAAAAAAAAUAUUAUCCUCUACACCUCGAGCUAUCUCGACAAACAGUCGUUUCUGUCGAGUCUAAUCUCAACGAACGAAUCAUCAUCUCGUGAUCAUCGAUAAUUUGAAUUUCACAUCGUUAUCUUCUUCGUGUCUCAUAAUUAUAUUAUUACCUUGUUUUAUACUCUAUAAUUACAUGGACAAUGUAUUUGUGAAAUUAAGUAUUAUAACAAGUGUUAACGUUAGUGUCGAUAUUUCGAAAAUUUCGGUGAUUAGAAGUGUGCGAGUGUGAUCAUGAAAAACUUUCAUCAAAUAUUGGAAUUAUAAAGAAAUAUAUAUAUAUAUAUAUAUAUAUAUAUAUAUAUAUAUGUCGAUGUGAUAUGAAUGAUAAAAAGUGUAGAAGAAUUUUUUAUGUUAACGGACGAUAAAUGAUAUCGUUUAUUUUUCAAGAAAUAAAAAAUGUCGGAAGAACGUACGAUGACCUCGGAAGCUUCCAAAACGGCAAGUAAUGCCGUCGAUACGUCCAAAGUUUCAUUCAGUAUCGAAAGAUUAUUAGCGCCGAUCGUGAAACCGAAUAACGAAGAGAACAAUUUAUUGCAGAGAGCACAUUUUUCUUUACGUGUAUGCGAUCCAAAUGACUCAGAAACGAAAAUACUUGUAACACCCGAUUCAUCAGUUUCAAUGGCGGAAGAAAUCGAGCUUGAUGAUACUGAUAUGGUUUGUUCUACUUCUCCUGAGCCAGAAAUGUGUUAUGAGGCGUGUACAAGCAGUAGCGGAGCCAAUUCUACGACAGGUGUGGAAAGGGAGAUUCAAGAAAGAACUGCCAACGCGAUUAGCGACGAUGAGAGGAAGAAGAGACCACGUACUGCGUUUACAGCUGCACAAAUAAAGUCAUUAGAGGCUGAAUUUGAAAGGAACAAGUAUUUAAGUGUAGCGAAGAGAUUACAACUUAGCAAGACUUUGAAACUUACCGAAACUCAGAUUAAAAUUUGGUUUCAAAAUAGACGGACCAAGUGGAAAAGAAAAUAUACCAACGACGUCGAAUUAUUGGCUCAACAAUAUUACUCGAGUUUGGGUAUACCUGCACCAAGGCCAAUUUUUGUUGGAGAUCGUUUAUGGUUCUUCAAUUAUCCAACGCAAUCUCAACCGGGUGCUACAUUUUUCCCGCAACAUUUGACACCAUUACCUUUACCACCCGCUUUGCCAAUCGUACAACCAUUACCUAGUAAUUUGCCAACUGGACAACAAUCUCCUAUUUUUCAUAAUGUAUCUUUAAGUCAUCCUACCCAUCAUCUUACACAGAGAUUAGAUUUUAGGCAUCAGGAACCUUAAGUUAAUUCGUUAAUUAUUAUAUUGACGAGAGGUGCAAUACGUGUACAGAAAUUGCUCGUUCGAACAUUGAUAUCUCGCUGUUAUCUUUUUAUAUAAUUGCAUUUAUAAUAAGGAUACUUAAUAUACGUACAAAAUAAAUAAUAUUCUAAUUA
Messenger RNA from Vespula vulgaris, 1491 nucleotides. Its product is annotated as barH-like 1 homeobox protein. The coding region runs from base 467 to 1339 and encodes 290 amino acids. Gene Ontology annotation, biological process: central nervous system development; regulation of DNA-templated transcription; neuron differentiation. Lineage: Eukaryota; Metazoa; Arthropoda; Insecta; Hymenoptera; Vespidae. Gene Ontology annotation, molecular function: DNA binding; DNA-binding transcription factor activity, RNA polymerase II-specific. The transcript is spliced from 5 exons. The record is from RefSeq and is a predicted model, not a curated record.